AUGCCUAUUGCCUCGACCACCGACCGCGAGUUUGACAAGUCCGUCGGGACCGGAAUGGUCAGCCCGAACCAGGUCCACAAGACCAUCGUUCCCGAGUAAGUUCACUACAUCUUACUGCGCUUUCGUGUGUUCUGUGAAGAAGGAACCCCUGCAAUUGCCUCCGGCCUAGCUAGACAAAAAAUGUGUGAUGUCAUGGAACCCAUCCUCACACGCUCGGCGAUUACGCGCCAGUACUAGACUCCUCGCACUUCCUGCGGUCAAGGGGCUGAGCAUCGGCUUUACUUGUACCGAACAGACCCCAAAUGCUGGAAAAAGUCUCGACUCAUCUUGGUGAAACGACCGUUAAUGAUGCCGCCGAGACGGCCAACAAGGAGCGUCACAUGACCAUGUGGCAGGCGGUCAAGGCAUACCCCUACGCGUGCGGAUGGUCCAUGUUGUUCUCGACUGCAAUCGUGAUGGAAGGUUUCGACUUGACCAUGAUCAAUUCGUUCUUCGCCCUCCCGGCGUUCCAGAGGAAAUUCGGCGUUCAGCUCCCCGACGGAUCCUAUGUCAUCACCCCCGAAUGGCAAACCGGUCUCUCAAACGGUGUGCAAGUCGGUUCCAUCUUCGGUCUUAUGGUCAACGGAUGGGCGUGUGAUAGAUUCGGCUACAAGAAGACGAUCGCAGUCUCGCUCGUCGCCAUCACACUGUUCAUCUUCAUUACGUUCUUCGCGGUCAGUCUCCCGAUUUUGCUCAUUGGUGAAAUACUUUGCGGUGUCCCUUGUAAGUCGAGCGUCUUCGCUGUGCGGCCUUCCGAUCUGAAACUGACGUGCUCGUUCUUCACUUGUGCAACGGUUUAGGGGGUGUCUUCCAAAGUUUGACGACGGCCUACGCGGCCGAGGUCUGCCCCGCCCCUUUACGCCCCUACCUUACGACCUACGUCAACCUCUGCUGGGUCAUUGGCCAGUUCAUCUCCUCCGGUGUAUUGAAGGGUGUUUCGGGGAUGAGUGAAGACAACCAGUGGGCGUAUCGAAUUCCCUUCGCUUUGCAAUGGGUGAGUCUUCCCGCCGCCCACCGUGUCGCUUUUGCUGAUUUGAUCUGGUACACAGGUGUGGCCGCUGCCCAUUCUUGCCGGUGCCCUCCUUGCGCCCGAGUCUCCAUGGUGGUUGGUCCGUCAAGGUCGUCUCGGUGACGCCGCCAACUCGUUGAACCGCCUCGGAUCCAUCUCGGCCGAAGGCUUCAUCGACGUCGACGCCAAGAUCAACCAAAUGAUCUUCACCAACGAGAUCGAGAAGGAGAUCAACGCCGGCACUACGUACUUUGACUGCUUCAAGGGUACCAACUUGCGUCGAACCGAAAUCGUGUGCAUGGUCUGGAUGAUCCAAACCUUGGCUGGAUCCGGUUUCAUUGGAUACUCGACUGUCUUCUUUGAACGUGCCGGUCUUUCGAACUCGAACGCCUUCUCGCUCUCGCUCGGCAACUACGCCCUCGGUGCCGUCGGUACGAUUUCGUCGUGGUGGACGAUGCAAUGGUUCGGCCGUCGUGACUUGUACAUGUGGGGUCUUCUGUCGAUGGGCGUCGUCCUUUUUGCAGUUGGUGGUGCCGGAUUCGGUUCCGGUUCGGGCGCUUCAUGGGCCGCAGGAGCUCUCAUCGUCUUUUACUCCUUCCUGUACCAAUUCACCGUCGGCCCGGUCUGCUACUGCCUCGUCGCCGAGAUCUCUUCGACCCGCCUGCGCGCCAAGUCCGUUGUCCUCGCUCGCACGGCUUACAACAUCGUCGGUAUCGUCAACAACAUCGUCUUCCCUCGCAUGCUGUCCCCUCUUUCGUGGAACUGGAACGCCAAGGUGAGAAUCUCCCCUCUUAAUGCUGCCCUCCUGAUCCCGGUGCAGUGAUGCCGCACCAGACUUCUCGAUAGAGCUCGACGAACUCGUUGCUGACCAUUGUCUCUUGUCAGGCUGGAUUCUUCUGGGGUGCUUCGUGCUUCCUGUGCACAAUCUGGUGCUAUUUCCGUCUUCCGGAACCCAAGGGACGCAGUGAGUCCAGGCCGUCUUUUCGCAGCGCAACGCGAAGUUCUCGCCCCGCCGCUGCAGUGGCACCCGGGCCCCCCUUGCUAACUUCUACAUACCUCUACCUCUACCUUUCUCCAGCAUAUUUGGAACUGGACAUUUUGUUCACCGAUAAAGUUUCUGCUCGCAAGUUCAAGACGACCGCAGUUGACGUACGCGCCCACGGACGCUCGAACGAGAAGCAUUACGAGCCGACCGGCAUCGUUCACUAG
This is a messenger RNA of Microbotryum saponariae, 2257 nucleotides long. Lineage: Eukaryota; Fungi; Basidiomycota; Microbotryomycetes; Microbotryales; Microbotryaceae. The record is from the annotation of a GenBank genome assembly.